Folsomia candida is the source of this 5515-nucleotide messenger RNA. RefSeq lists its product as uncharacterized. Gene Ontology annotation, biological process: superoxide anion generation; defense response. Bases 1228 to 5400 code for a protein of 1390 amino acids. Gene Ontology annotation, cellular component: plasma membrane; NADPH oxidase complex. The record is from RefSeq and is a predicted model, not a curated record. Lineage: Eukaryota; Metazoa; Arthropoda; Collembola; Entomobryomorpha; Isotomidae. Gene Ontology annotation, molecular function: calcium ion binding; superoxide-generating NAD(P)H oxidase activity. The transcript has 28 exons.
ACAUCAAUCAAACCGUCGAAAGGAUUAGAUUUUUAGUUUGCGAGUGAGUGUUGGCAGGCAUGCUUGGAUGAGGUUCAUUCUUGUGUGACAUUGUUGUUCCAGAAAUGUGGUGGUCGUGUCGUCGUAGAUUGUUGAGAUAAGAAAGUAAUAUUUUCGGAAUUAUAAAAUUUUUGGAAAUUGGAAAUAGUUUUUGUCAUGCGUUAACGCCGUGACAAAUUUUAAAAAAAGAAAGCGUGUGGAUUGUUUUUCUCGAAGAUUUCCAUUGCGUCCAGUGAUGAUUUGGUGUACGUGAUUAAUAAUUUUAUUUGUACGGACUUGUCAAUGCUAAUUGACAUGCUAAUUUAAUAAAGUUCUGUGCUCACCCACAAUUACAUUGCCAAUUAGCACAAAAGUCGCCAAAAAAAGGGAGACAGACGUGUGACAUUGGACAAUUAGUGGUCGAAAUGUGUCGCAUUAUAAAACCAUCAAUUCAUUCAUUCAUUCAUUUGAUUAGCUCAACUCAACAAUAGUUGACGACGACGCUCCGUAUAACCAGAUACAUUUCCUCAGAAUGAGAUUCACCCGUUGACUCGCUGCUGCAGAACCAGUUCAGUUAAUUCCAGAAUGAUUAUUGUGUUUGUUAACGAGUCGUCGCAAAUAUUUGUAUUGUUUUAUUAGCACGAAUAAUCGCGUAUUUGCUAAUCGAGGCCUAGACCUUUCGACGCAGCGUGAAACUUGUAUUGUGUUCGUGCCCUCCGACUUUUUUCUGAAUGAGUUAAAUUUGCGACUUUUCAAGCAUCUAUCCAGUAUCUACUGCCAACAAUUAAAAUAUUCGGUGGGGAUUGCUACUGAGAAAAAAUAGCACCCACCCAAAAAUAGCGUCAUUAAUUCAUUCAUUUCAUUACACCAAUUUAUCCAGUAACAACGAACACGGUUUAUUACUUCUCUGCUGAUUAGCUUAAACCAACAAAGGGCAAGUUUGCAUAUAAAGGUGUGUGAAUACUUUCGGUAAAGUCACUUGAGUGAGAUUGACGUGGUUUUACUUUGUGCAGUGAAAACCUUAUUAUUAUGCGGGACACGGCGUCGUCGUCGUUCUCUGCUGGAUAUUAGUUUAUUUAUGGAAUCUUGACAUUGUGAGGGUUACCGAUAAAUUGGCCGUAUCGCGAAUAUUUAAUUGAGUGUGAGAUUAGUUUUGCGUAACAGUGGAUGUUGCGUGUGGGUGGUUGAAAUCUUGUCAGUAUUGAGAACAUGGUUCAACAAAAGCAGGAAAAUCAGGGGGACCAAGUUCAGUCGAAUAAUGGGAAGAGUAGCCCAUUAAAAAUGUCACAAGUAACGAAUUACCUCCACAACCGGAAUAAAAGGAGGCAAAAAUCCAAAUCUGAGGGGGACGUGAUGCCCUUCAAGGCACCCGAAGUAUUAAGCAAGCACGAAUUAACCGAGAAAAACGGGCAUCACCAAAAAAAUGGUAAAAAUGGCGACACACCGAAGUCUUGUUCCAUUGAAGAGGACUUGGCCAGUAGUGGAAUCCACUCAGAAUCCACAAGUCCGGACAGUGCGGCAGGAGGAAACGUGCGGAAUCGGAGGUCUUCUUCCUCCUCCGCGUCCAGUAAUGUGGGGAUUAUUGACAUCGAAAACGACGUUUUUCUCCCCGACGGAAAACGUAAAGAAGCCACAGAUUAUCAAUUCAGUACAAAUUCGAUUCCAGUCGAAAUCGGAAACUUUGAGGUAAUCGAACUCGGAGAAAACAGCUCAAACAGUUCGUCACUGUCAUCAAGGACGGCACACGCGACAAAAAGUGAUCUCUUCCUGGCCAGACAUCGUCUCUACAAGAGUCAGACCAGCACCAGCACGACGGGCAGUGGGGUGGACAACCUGGCCUACAUUAGUGAAGAAGUGGACGAUGGCUUUUCCGUCGUGGUGGAGGCGAAGGGAAAAGCGGACGCGGUUGACAUCGAGGGAGAAAGCAGUGGUUGCGAGUAUGUGGACUGCUCUGCUCUGGCGAGUCCGUCCAUGCAGGAGGAAUGCUUCCUGGAAAAUGCGCACCGGAAGUGUAUCAGAGAUUUGAGGAAAAUGGUGCAGGCUGUGACGAUGGGACAAAAAGGGAUCAGCGAGGUCAUGUUUGUUGACAUAUUUAGCAAAAAGGAUUUGCUUCGGAAACUUUUCGAACUGUUUGAUUACAAGAAGCAACAAGAGCUGAAUCAGGAUGAGUGGAUUGAAUUUCUCAAAUCUCGGUUGGACAGAGAGGAGAAACAAGUGGAUUUCGUGGAGGUUGUGGAGUCUGUAGCUUACGCGCUGUGUGGCGAAGACAAUGUCCAGUUUGAUCAGUUUUGUAUGAUCUUCCGGACCAAGAAUGUUCUAAACAAAUUUUUCCGGCUUAUCGACCGGGAUUUGGAUGGGGUUGUUACGGCGGAGGAAAUCAUGGAAUUUAUCUCGGCGUUGAGUACUGCCAGAACGAACAAUAGAUUAACGAAGGAGAGUAUUAAGUGGUUGGAACAUUUAUUUCGACAAUAUGUCGGACAAAAUAAUGAAAUUACGAAGGAAGACUUUAAGAAAAUUAUACAAACUAAAAAUCAAUUUUUUACCGAUCGAGUAUUUGACAUUUUUGACAAUGAUGCCUCCGGUUCAAUCAGCUUACAGGAAUUUAUCGAUGCUAUGCAUCAAUUCGCCGGAAAAGAGCCUGAUGACAAGCUGCGAUUUCUCUUUAAAAUUUACGACGUCGAUGGCGACGGUUCCAUCCAGUGCGAGGAGUUGGGCAAGGUUAUGAGGGCUUGUAUGGAGGAAAACGGAAUGAAAUUCAGCGAUGAUCAAAUCCACGAGCUGACCAUGGCGUUAUUUGAGGACGCUGACGUGGAACGGCGUGGGGCGCUGACGUUUGACGCGUUGAAAGCGCAGUUACAAAAGCAUGAAGGAUUAUUAGAGAAUCUCUCCAUCAGUAUUGAACGGUGGCUAGUCCCUCCAAAACCGAAAGAGUCGGAUCGGUCGAGAUUACAAAAUUCGUUAAAGAAACUUAAACCUCAUCAAAUGUCGUUAAAAUAUUUCAAGAAUAAUACCGUGUACCUGUGUUGGUUGUGUUUAUAUUUGGUCACAAAUGUCAGUUUAUUCGUGUCGAGAUGCAUAGUAUUUCACCGGGAUGAUCCGGAUAAGACUAUUUUCUUAAUGUUGGCUCGUGGCGCAGGCCAAUGCUUAAAUUUUAAUUGUACAUUUAUCGUCGUAUGGAUGUUACGAGGUCUCUUGACCUUUCUCCGGUCGCGGGGAGCCUCUGCAUUUCUGCCAAUCGAUCAGCACAUGUAUUUUCACAAGAUGGCCGGAUGGUUCAUAUUUUUCUUUGGGAUUCUUCACACCGUGAUGCAUUUGAUUAAUAUUGACGUUAGCCUCGUACCAUCGCCGGUCGUCAACUCUGGAAAUUGGACAUAUUUGGACUUUCUCUUCGUGCCGGAACCCACGAGUCAGAAAGGCGUCCUCAGUCUGGGGCUCGUUCCAGGCUACGCGUUCAACACGGGGGUCGCCUUAAUGAUGAUUUUGACCAUAAUGGUUAUCUGCUCGUUACCCUUUGUACGAAGGGGUGGAUGCUUUGAGGUGUUUUACUGGACGCACCUUCUCUACUCUGCAUUCUGGAUUAUAUUGAUAAUUCACGCCCCCAACUUUUGGAAAUGGUUUAUUGCCGUUGGAAUUAUCUUUUUAAUAGAAAAGGUUGUUCGCUACUACAAUUGGAGAAUGGGGAGAGGACGGACCUCUGUCAGUUCGGGAAUCCUGCUUCCUUCCAAAGUUACUCACUUGGUGAUUCGUCGCCCCCCAAAUUUCGAGUUCCAUCCCGGCGAUUACGUGUUUAUCCGUAUUCCCCGCAUAGCAAAGUAUGAAUGGCAUCCUUUCACCAUUUCCAGUGCUCCUGAACAAUCCGACGCCAUUUGGCUUCACAUACGAGCCGUUGGAGAAUGGACGACCCGGUUGUACGAGUUUUUUGAGAAUGAGCAGCAGAAAAUUAAUGUUAUUGAUGACUACGGACGAGAUCGGCUCAACACAUUUGUGUCCGUCGCGACAAUAAAAUCUGCUGAUGCUUACAAUAAGCGAGAGUUUGGGGAAGAUAAGAGCGCCGGAAAUGUGGAGCUCAUCGCGGUAUCGGAGAAGAGGAGGAAUCGGUUGCCCACGGUGGGCGUGCCGGACUCGCAAGAAACGAUCGAUCCCACUUCAAACUCGUCGAAAACUUCGGUCAACAGAUCUGCUCAAGACUUGUCCAGCUCAGUGGAAACAAUGAGUGAGCAAGAUGCCAUAAUUAGGGACAAAAAGGUCCCCCUCAGACUGAGACCGAGGCCACAAUUAACUUCAACAAAAUCUUUGCCAAAUGUCCACGAGCGUGUCGUUAAGCUCAACUUAAGGAACUCUCCCAAGAACUUUCACCGCUCCGCAUCUGUGAAUGAGGUGGAGGAAGAUUUAGGUCAUGGAUCUGGUGGAAAACCGUCCACCACCCGAUCCACCAGUGUCUCAUCUCCUAUCGGACUCAGCGAACGGAACAACAGAGUCCCACGAAGUUUACGAUACAUGCGAAAUAAACCAGUUAUCAUCUCUCUCAAAACCCCCAGCUAUGAAUAUGAUGGGGCCACUGCGACGCUCGAGCAGAAACAGCAGCAGCAACAGCAGCAGAACGUUGGUGGUGGUGGUGCGGAUAAAGACCGACUGGCGGAGGAAGGACGAGCCAACAACUGUGACACCUCGUUGGACGUCUUUGAAGUGAUUGAGGCUAAUGAGCUCCACCCCAUUAUGGGGACGACCAGGACGGGUCAAGGGUCACUGGUCGUGGGGAGACCGUUGGAGAUUUAUGUCGAUGGACCGUAUGGAGCGCCGUCGAGUCAUAUAUUCCGAGCACAACAUGCUGUUCUAAUAGGUACGGGAAUAGGGGUCACGCCAUUUGCCUCGAUUCUUCAGUCCAUUAUGCACCGAUACUGGACCACGAGGGUUUGCUGUCCAAGAUGCAGAUUCACAUGGUGUGCAGAAUUGCCACAGUCGGUGAUCAACUUGAAAAAGGUCGACUUUUUCUGGAUAAAUAGGGAUCAAAGAUCCUUUGAAUGGUUUGUCCACCUAUUGUCGCAGCUCGAAAUUGAGCAAGCCGAGCUGGGCGGAGCGAUGGAGAGAUUUUUAGACCUGCACAUGUAUAUAACGAGUGCUCUCGCUAAAACUGAUAUGAAAGCGGUCGGGCUCCAACUUGCCCUAGAUCUUUUGCACGAUCGGGAAAAACGCGACCUCAUCACCGGACUAAAGACGAGGACGCAUGCAGGAAGACCAAAUUGGAGCAAGGUUUUCAAACAACUGCAGGACCAGAAGAAGGGGAAAGUUACGGUAUUUUACUGCGGACCCCCGGCGUUAGCUCGCUCCUUAAAGAUUAAGUGUGACGAGUUUGGAUUCUCAUUUCGCAAAGAACUGUUUUAAAAGUUUCGCAUCAUAUUCUUGGAUUUCAACUUUUAUUUUAUUUUUCAUUUCAAAUUUUUGUGUCAUAUUUAAAAUUAUUAAAAUACAGGCUGAAAUUUGCUCUUGUUUAUGUAAA